Molecule: messenger RNA, 1998 nt
Organism: Lacerta agilis (Sand lizard)
Lineage: Eukaryota; Metazoa; Chordata; Lepidosauria; Squamata; Lacertidae
Product: cytochrome P450 4V2-like
Exons: 11
Coding region: 82-1662 (526 amino acids)
Molecular function (GO): oxidoreductase activity, acting on paired donors, with incorporation or reduction of molecular oxygen; iron ion binding; heme binding
Source: RefSeq, a predicted model, not a curated record
CUCCUCUCGCCCCGGGGCUUCUUUUCUCAGCAAAAAGUUCCGCUUCCCGGAGCAGAGCGACGCCGUCCGCGCUCGGCGACGAUGGGCUUUUGGGCGAUGGCUCCGGAGGGCGAGCGACUCUUCUCCUGGGCGCUCGCUCUGCUCGCCGCGCUCGCCACGCUGCUGGCCGUCUUGUUCGCCCGCUUGCUGCUCGACCAGUACUGGAAAUACAGGGAGCUGAAGCACAUCCCGGGGUUCAGUCCCUGGUACCCGCUGCUGGGCAACGCGCUGCUCCUUGACCGCGAUCGGAAAGGUUCCUUUUCUCAGCUGAUGCAUGGCACUGAAUUGUUGCGGAAUAUCCCACUGUUACUCCUUUGGGUAGGACCAUUGCCCUUUCUAGUGUUAUAUCAUCCAGAUACUGUAGAGGUUGUAUUGAGUAGCUCUAAGCAUAUUACAAAAUCCUAUCCCUACAAGUUUUUGCAUCCUUGGCUGGGCACAGGACUUCUAACAAGCACUGGAGGCAAAUGGCGGUCCCGAAGGAAAAUGUUAACGCCCACCUUCCAUUUCACCAUCUUAGACGAUUUCCUUGAAGUGAUGAAUGAACAAGCCAAUAUCCUUGUUCAGAAACUUGAAAAGCAUGUGGACAAGGAGCCAUUUGAUUGUUUUUUAUACAUCACAUUGUGUACCCUUGAUGUAAUUUGUGAAACAGCUAUGGGCAAGAACAUAGGAGCACAACAGAAUAAGGAUUCCGAGUAUGUCCAAGCUGUCUACAGGAUGAGUGAUCUGAUUCAUAAAAGACAGAGGUCUCCUUGGUUCUGGUCUGACCUUUUGUAUCUCAUGUUCCGACAAGGAAGAGAACAUUACAGGACCCUGAAGAUACUCCAUAACUUUACUGAUAAUGUUAUUGCAGAAAAAGCUCAUGAACUAAAAAUUCAAGAGCAGCAUAAAAGUGAGGUUGUUGGCAACGGCAAGCAAAGCAAGCGCAAAGUCAGGAGAGCUUUCCUUGAUAUGCUUCUGAAUGCCACAGAUGAUGAUGGGAAGAAGUUGAGCUACCUGGACAUUCGAGAGGAAGUGGAUACAUUCAUGUUUGAGGGUCAUGAUACUACCACUGCUGCCAUGAACUGGUGUAUUUACUUGCUUGCAAGUCAUCCAGAAGCCCAAAGGAAGGUUCACCAUGAAUUAGAUGAAAUUUUUGGGGACUCUGAUCGUCAUGUCACAAUGGACGACAUGAAGCAACUACGAUAUCUGGAUUGUGUUAUUAAAGAAGCUCUUCGCCUUUAUCCUUCUGUUCCACUUUUUGCUCGCAAACUGAGUGAAGAAUGUUAUAUUAGAGGAUUCAGGAUACCAAAGGGGGUAGAUGCCCUAAUUCUGCCUUUUGCACUGCACAGAGACCCUGAUGUCUUCCCAGAGCCUGAGGAAUUCAGACCCGAGCGAUUCUCCCCUGAGAAAGCAGCUGGACGGCACCCAUAUGCAUACGUCCCUUUCUCUGCUGGGCCAAGGAACUGUAUAGGUCAGCGCUUUGCACAGAUGGAAGAAAAGACUAUUUUGGCCACCAUCCUACGGCGCUUCUGUGUUGAAAGUGCACAGCGACGUGAUCAACUUGACCCUGUAGGAGAAUUGAUUCUUCGUCCAGAUAAAGGCAUCUGGAUUCAGUUGAAAAGGAGAUCGUCUUCUGGCUCUUAAAAUAAGAAACCUCAGGGAAAUUCCUUACCACCUUGCAUUAGAACUGUUUCAGACUGCCCAACCCUUCCUGGAGUUCAUUUUUUAACCAAGAUUAUGUUGUUGCUUAUUACAAGCCAAUGGCUGCAUUUUAGAAGCGGAUGAUUGUUCAAAUGAUGGGUUAUUCCAAUUGUCUUUGCAAUUCGUAGGCUUCAGCCUAGGUUGCCACUAACUGACUUUCCAUAAUCCUAAAGAAGAUGAGCAAUAUGCUUAUUCCCCCGCCAAAAAAACCCCUCAUUUAUUUCAAUAUUUAAAGACCUUAAAUAUAUGAGAAAAAAUAGACCUAUGUUUUGUAACCAU